Saccharomyces eubayanus is the source of this 1686-nucleotide messenger RNA. RefSeq names its product Dde1p (gene DDE1). The coding region runs from base 1 to 1686 and encodes 561 amino acids. The transcript has a single exon. The record is from RefSeq and is a predicted model, not a curated record. Lineage: Eukaryota; Fungi; Ascomycota; Saccharomycetes; Saccharomycetales; Saccharomycetaceae.
AUGGAUUGGUCGUUUAUAUUACAACUGUUGAUAACAAUACUGGUCAUUGUACUGGGUGCAAAUUGGUUGUUAAGUUCCUUCCUACUGGACUUCAAAAGAGACCUGACAGCGGUUGCUCUGGCACAACAGGCAAGUGUAUCUAGCGUUCGUAACGAGAAUGAAACUGCAUAUUAUAGAAGCAUCUUAGUGCCUACUGGUUUCCCAUUGACUACUGGACUAGGACUCUCUUUAAAGUACAAAAUAAGAAAUGGUAAUUUUGGUGAUGUUUGGAAUGCCACGAUGGAAGUUUCCAAGGGAAGGAACACCAUCAAGCUGGUAGGAGACGAGAAAAGUUAUUCAUUGGGUGAGAUCAAUGGUAUGGCCAAGCGUAUACUUCAGAAACUUUCUGUGAAGAAGUACAAAAAUAUUGGUAUAUCUGCGUCAGUCGCCACGGUGGAAGGAUUUUCUCUUACUUUGGCCUCUAUGAUGGCGUCUAUAAAAACUGGUUCUGUACCUCAUUUUUUGCCAGCGGUUCCUAGACAACGAGUGGCGGAUCUUGAUGUCCUAAUCAUCGAUUCAUGGAGAUCUUUCAAGAUGCUAAACGGUAGUGAGGAUUGGUACAAACUGAUCAUUGUUUGUGAUGAUCCUACGAAAGCACCACAAUUCGAUUUGGACAAUAAUCAUGUCAUUACAUGGGUAGAGCUUAUAGAUGGGUUUGGUAACGAUCCAGAGUUCCAAUACACACCGCCAGAUGACAAUUCUGAUGACAAGAAACUGUUUGCGUACGUAGCCUCACCAUGGAAUGGAACUAACAGCUUCAAUCAGAUAUGCCUGGUGAGUAACAUUGCGGAAUUUAUCAAGAGUUUUCCCCUAGGUAACGAAUUGAAUAGCAGUGAUCAUUUAACCAUCUCAGCAAAAUUAGCAAGUUCCAGUGCAAGCUUACAAAUCUGGGGGAAGCUCUUCGCUGUCUUGCUACACGGUGGGUCUGCAUCAUUUGUCGAUCCAGCAGCGUUGGAUUGCAAGUCAUUGCAUAAGACUACACUAUUGAUUAUUGAAGCAAAAGACAUUACCAAAUUAACGGAUUCCGCUUCGGAAAAGGGCUUAGUACAUAAAUUUUACUUAUCCUGGGCGAUUAAUUUAUUGAGCGAGGGUAUCUUUACCAAAAUUGCUAAGAUUGAACCGAAUGCUCUUGAGAAACUAAGAUGUGUUUAUUUGGCAGAAAGUGUGAAAGAUGCUGAAGUGAUUUCAACAUUUCCUGCAAAGAUUCCUCAAUUGAAGAAGACCAAUAAAAGAACCACCCCAAGCACUAAACAACUGAAUAAAAUAAGAGCACAGUUUGGAUCUCGUGUGGUUCUCGAGUUAUAUUGUCCAUAUACUAUCAUGGGGCCCAUAGCACAUACGAAUUUUUACGAUUACAGAGUUUUUGACAGCUCGGUGGAUAAUAACGUUGUUUGUUAUGGACCCUUAAGCACAACGUUAGAAGGUAAAAUGGUGGAAACGGAAACCAACCCUCUUUUGAACAUAGAGAAAAGACAAGGUAUGUUAUGUAUUCGUGGCUUUAGUAUCGGUAAACCAGUCGAGUCAAAUCGUUUGCAGAACGCAAUGAACUUGGCCGAAAAAUUUGGAGGAGGUGAAGGUUGGAUGCCUUUAGUCGGUAUAUUUGGGUUGUGGGGCCAAGAUGGUUGCUUAUACACCUAUAACCAAUAA